AUGUCGGUUCAAUUUCAUGAGCAGUUCAUCCGCUUCACCACCGAUUCAGUCGGACUCGAGCGGACUUUCAGACUGCUGCAGGCCACCGUACAGAUUAUAGCCUCAUACCCGGCCGUCCUAGGUCUUCUGCUCUCCCUGCUGGGCUUUAUCACCGGAUCCUCAUCAGCCGCCGUCUCGCACGCGCAGACAAACGUGAUUCUGCUCGCCCUGCGCCAGCGGCUAGGCCUGGCACGGCGCUUCUUCCGGCUGUUCCGCUUCCUGGACGCCUUCCACGCGGCGCACAAGCUGUACGCGGGCCUGUCGGCGACGGGCGCGGCCCCGGCCCCGGCCGAGGCGUGGCUCGACGUGCUGGGCCGCACCUUCAACGGCAUGUACCUGCUGCUGGAGGCGUCGACCAUCGUGGACGCGCUGCAGAUCGAGGGCCUGCGGGUCUGGGCGCCCGACUGGGAGCGCGCCAUCACCGUCGAGGCCCAGCGCUUCUGGCUGCUCGCCCUCGUCUGCGGCGUCCUGGCCGGCCUGCUGCGCAUGGUCAAGGUCCUGGCCUACACGCCGGUGCCGGCGACGGGCGACGGGUUUGCGCACGGGGCCAAGGAGGGCAAGGACGAUGCCGGGGAGAAGGACAAGGUGGGGCCAGGCGACGGCGACGAGGGCGAGUUUGACAUGCAGAAGGAGCAGCAGAGGCUGCGCGCCAUCGUCAAGGAGAGGCGCAAGGGGCGUGUGCUCUGGAGACGGGAGGUCCGGGCUAAGCUCCGCGGUCUGGGCCGUGCCGUCACGGCCAACGCACUGGACAUUGUUCUCCCUGGCUCCGUGGUCGGUUGGGUUCAGGCGGAUCCGGGUACAGUGGGACUGGCCAUGUUCGUCACUAGCAUUCUGACCGGCAUGGAUGCCUGGGAGCGGUGUGGGAGAGAAGUUGCUGCGAGCAAGUAG
Molecule: messenger RNA, 927 nt
Organism: Neoarthrinium moseri
Lineage: Eukaryota; Fungi; Ascomycota; Sordariomycetes; Amphisphaeriales; Apiosporaceae
Exons: 2
Coding region: 1-927 (308 amino acids)
Biological process (GO): regulation of peroxisome size; peroxisome fission
Cellular component (GO): peroxisomal membrane
Source: RefSeq, a predicted model, not a curated record